UUCCUAAACGACGAGACUAAACAAACAACGAAGUGUCAAAAUGUGAAUGACUCGUCAUAUUCUUACGAUUUUUGCGAUUUUUUAAUAAAAAUCCUUCGUCCAUUAGUAUCAAGAACUAUGGCAGUCCCUAAUAAGAAAUCCGGCUUAACAACCGCCGAUUUUGAAGUUUUUGGGAAAGUCCAAGGCGUUUUCUUUAGAAAACACACUCAAAGAAAAGCCAACGAACUGGGUAUCAAAGGAUGGGUGAUGAACACUGCUCAAGGCACGGUGAUAGGACAGAUGCAGGGGCCUCAGGGAGCCGUGGAAGACAUGAAGACGUGGCUGCAGAAAGUUGGAAGCCCCAAGUCCAAAAUCGAGAAGGCUUCAUUCCGCAACGAAGCUCUUAUAACUAGCUGCGCUUUUAGAACUUUUGAGGUACGACGAUAAAUUUUAAAAGUUUGCUUUUAUCAUAAUAUUUUUUCUUGCAAUCUAUAACUUAAAUUAUAAAUUAUGCUUUUUUUAAUAUUUUGUAACUUUAUAUAAAUUUGGAGUACAGAAAAUAAACUUGAUACUCAA
Trichoplusia ni (cabbage looper) is the source of this 555-nucleotide messenger RNA. Its product is annotated as acylphosphatase-1-like. NCBI's taxonomy places the organism in Eukaryota, Metazoa, Arthropoda, Insecta, Lepidoptera, Noctuidae. Gene Ontology annotation, molecular function: acylphosphatase activity. The transcript has a single exon. The record is from RefSeq and is a predicted model, not a curated record. The coding region runs from base 118 to 426 and encodes 102 amino acids.